AUGAAAAAAAUGGUGAGGACAUGUGCGGCUCCAGGCUGUAGAACUGGAUACCCUUUGAAGAAAGGUGAAGCAAAUCAAGUUAGACCAAAACGAGCACUGUUCGCAGCCCCCAAAGACCAAGAAUUGUUGAAGAAGUGGCAACACAACUUACCAAGAAAAGAAUUCAAGUUGAGUAAUAGCUCUGAUGUCUGUGCGUUACACUUCCUACAAGAAGAUAUCCAGAACUCCUACUUUGGAUUGUGUAAUGGUGUACCAUCUGACGUUAAUGCACUGCAGACCGUUAACAAACAUUUAAGACCAGGAGCUGUACCUGUUUUAUGGCCUGGAUGCCCAGAUUAUCUGUCAAAGAAAGAGAAACCGAAAAGGAAACCUCCCAAAGAAUGA
Molecule: messenger RNA, 384 nt
Organism: Daphnia magna
Lineage: Eukaryota; Metazoa; Arthropoda; Branchiopoda; Diplostraca; Daphniidae
Product: THAP domain-containing protein 1-like
Exons: 3
Coding region: 1-384 (127 amino acids)
Molecular function (GO): sequence-specific DNA binding
Source: RefSeq, a predicted model, not a curated record